CAACAAAAAUAACAGCAACAAAAAUAGCAGCAGCAACAACAGCAAUAGCAAAAACAGCAGCAACAAAAACAGCAGCAACAAAAACAGCAGCAACAAAAAUAGCAGCAACAAAAACAGCAAUAGCAAAAACAGCAGAAGCAACAACAGCAGCAACAAAAAUACAAAAACAUGGAGAAGAAGGUGGAGAAAAAGGUGGAGAAAAAAGUGAAGAAGAAGCUAGAGAAGAAGGUAGAGAAGAAGGUGGAGAAGAAG
This is a messenger RNA of Scutellospora calospora, 252 nucleotides long. Lineage: Eukaryota; Fungi; Glomeromycota; Glomeromycetes; Diversisporales; Gigasporaceae. The record is from the annotation of a GenBank genome assembly.